Ahaetulla prasina is the source of this 967-nucleotide messenger RNA. It is a transcript of the gene GAMT, whose product is annotated as guanidinoacetate N-methyltransferase. The record is from RefSeq and is a predicted model, not a curated record. Bases 127 to 822 code for a protein of 231 amino acids. NCBI's taxonomy places the organism in Eukaryota, Metazoa, Chordata, Lepidosauria, Squamata, Colubridae. Gene Ontology annotation, cellular component: cytoplasm; nucleus. Gene Ontology annotation, biological process: creatine biosynthetic process. The transcript has 6 exons. Gene Ontology annotation, molecular function: guanidinoacetate N-methyltransferase activity.
CCCCUCGACUAUUUCAAGCUAAGCAGGAGCCCAGCAGCAGCUCCUGUAGUUCCAGAUUCCUGGAGCUCCGACAGCCUCUCCCAACCUUCUCUCGCCACCUCCUAGGUGCCCUUAGACCUUCCGCACAUGGCUUGUCCCAUCUUUCUGGAAGGGGAAAAUUGUCAGCCUUCUUGGAAGGAAGCCGCUGCGGGCUACAACCCAGCGGACACCCACUUGGAAAUCAUGGGGAAGCCGGUGAUGGAGCGUUGGGAAGCCCCCUUCAUGCACGCCUUGGCCAGCGAGGCUGCUUCACAAGGAGGCCGUGUGCUGGAGGUUGGCUUUGGCAUGGCCAUCGCUGCCAGCAAAAUCGAAGAGUUUGACAUCCAGGAGCACUGGAUCAUCGAAUGCAACGAAGGAGUCUUCCAGAGGCUGCAGGAGUGGGCGAAAACACAGCCUCACAAGGUCGUCCCCUUGAAAGGGCUGUGGGAAGAGGUCGCGCCAACUUUGCCGGAUGAACAUUUUAACGGGAUACUCUACGACACGUACCCCUUGUCAGAAGACAGCUGGCACACCCAUCAGUUUGACUUCAUCAAGGCUCACGCCCAUCGCCUCCUGAAGCCAGGCGGGGUCUUCACCUAUUGCAACUUGACUUCCUGGGGGGACCUGUUGAAGAGCAAGUAUUCGGACAUCGAAAGGAUGUUUCAGGAAACACAAAUCAACCACUUGGUGGAGGCCGGUUUUGAGACCAAGAACAUCCACACUACAGUUAUGGAUUUGGUUCCUCCAGCUGACUGCAGAUACUACGCCUUCCCCAAGAUGAUUGUGCCUGCCAUCAUCAAAUAGAUCUCCCAGGGAGGAAGAUCUCUCAGGAUCCAAAAAGGGGAUCUCUUGAGCUGGCAAGAAACACCAGCAGUCACAUGAAAUGUUCUUUUCUCGUGGCAGACGGGAGAGGUGAAAACUAAUGUAUGAAAGAACCACUUUAGAUAUA